Suricata suricatta (meerkat) is the source of this 1092-nucleotide messenger RNA. Its product is annotated as P2Y purinoceptor 3-like. Gene Ontology annotation, molecular function: G protein-coupled receptor activity. Gene Ontology annotation, biological process: G protein-coupled receptor signaling pathway. NCBI's taxonomy places the organism in Eukaryota, Metazoa, Chordata, Mammalia, Carnivora, Herpestidae. Gene Ontology annotation, cellular component: plasma membrane. The record is from RefSeq and is a predicted model, not a curated record.
AUGCUGCCCAUUUUCUUUCUAACCAGGCGAAGCACAAGAGGAGCAGCUGUGCUCCCAGAGGGAGCCUCCCAGGAGAUGGAGACACUGGAUACUAACAUCUCAGAGGAACAGAGAUUCUGCAAGUUCUCAGAAGACUACAAGCAAAUCUACCUCUCCCUGACCUACAGUAUCAUUCUCGUGCUAGGGCUGCCCCUGAAUGUCACGGUCUUGUGGCUCUCCUGGCGCCAAACCAAGCGCUGGAGCUGUGCCACCAUCUAUCUGGUGAACCUGAUGGUGGCUGACCUGCUUUGUGUGCUGACGCUGCCCUUCCUCAUCAUCGCCUACUCCCUGGGUGACAGGUGGCCCUUCGGGGAGCUGCUGUGCAAGCUGGUGCGCUUCCUGUUUUACACCAACCUCUACAGCAGCAUCCUGCUACUGACCUGCAUCUCUGUACACCGCUUCCUGGGUGUGUGCCACCCCCUGCGUUCGCUGCCCUACCGGACCCGCCGGCAUGCCCUCCUGGGCACCGCCACCACCUGGGCCCUGGUGGUCCUCCAGCUACUGCCCACCCUGUUCUUCUCCCAAACAGACUAUGUUGGUGGCCAUAUGGUCUGCUACGACAUGACAAGCCCUGAAAAUUUUGAUCGGUUUUUCGCCUAUGGCGUGUUUCUAACAUUGUCUGGAUUCCUUUCCUUCUUUGGUCAUCUUGGUGUGCUACUCGCUGAUGGUGAAGAGCCUGAUCAAGCCAGGAGAGACCCUCAUGAAGACAGGCAAUGCAGCCCGGACCAAGUCCAUCCGGACCAUCUUGCUGGUGUGCGGCCUCUUCACUGUCUGCUUUGUGCCCUUCCACAUCACACGCUCCUUCUACCUCAUGCUCCGCUUCCUAUCUUCAGAGGACUGCCAGCUCUUGAUGGUGGCCAGCUUGGCCUAUAAGAUAUGGAGGCCACUGGUGAGCAUGAGCAGCUGCCUCAACCCAGUCCUGUACUUUCUCUCAGGGGCAACAACAGAGUCAGGCUCUUCCAGGAACUCAGACACAACAAGGUGGGUGAGCAACCAGCUGGAACCAAAGGACAGAGACCCAAGAGUGGGCAGAUCUGGGUACUAACAAGAUGA